Coregonus clupeaformis (lake whitefish) is the source of this 336-nucleotide messenger RNA. RefSeq names its product histone H2A-like. Gene Ontology annotation, molecular function: structural constituent of chromatin; DNA binding; protein heterodimerization activity. The coding region runs from base 1 to 336 and encodes 111 amino acids. Gene Ontology annotation, cellular component: nucleosome. Lineage: Eukaryota; Metazoa; Chordata; Actinopteri; Salmoniformes; Salmonidae. The record is from RefSeq and is a predicted model, not a curated record. The transcript is spliced from 2 exons.
AUGUCGGGGGGGGUCGACAGCCGCCAAGGGGAACAGCGACACAGAGCUCUGAAAAGAGCUUUUAACUACGCCGAGCGUGUGGGCGCUGGCGCACCAGUCUACCUGGCUGCCGUGCUCGAGUACCUGACUGCUGAGAUCCUGGAGUUGGCCGGCAACGCUGCCCGUGACAACAAGAAGACUCGUAUCAUCCCCCGUCACCUGCAGCUGGCCGUCCGUAACGACGAGGAGCUAAACAAACUGCUCGGCGGUGUGACCAUCGCUCAGGGUGGUGUGCUGCCCAACAUCCAGGCAGUGCUACUCCCCAAGAAGACCGAGAAGGCAGUCAAAGCCAAGUAA